Saprolegnia parasitica CBS 223.65 is the source of this 951-nucleotide messenger RNA. RefSeq lists its product as hypothetical. Gene Ontology annotation, molecular function: metalloendopeptidase activity. Lineage: Eukaryota; Oomycota; Saprolegniomycetes; Saprolegniales; Saprolegniaceae. Gene Ontology annotation, biological process: CAAX-box protein processing. The record is from RefSeq and is a predicted model, not a curated record. Gene Ontology annotation, cellular component: membrane. The transcript is spliced from 5 exons. Bases 1 to 951 code for a protein of 316 amino acids.
AUGGCUGGAGCACUCUGGCAGGAGGCGCAUGUGCUCGACGCGGCCGAGAACGGCGUCGUCCUCUGGCUCAUGGACCCAAGCGCCGAGACACCCAAGGUGCAUGGCACGGUCGUCGCCGCCAUCUUUGCGUGGGUCGAGGUCGUUGCCUUUCUCGGCGAGACCUUCCUCGUCAUGGUGCUAGCGAUCGCGUCGCGCUCAACGCUCCUGUACCUCCUCUCGUUCCUCAUGGAGCGCGAUGCAUCGGCGACAACGAUCGUGGAUGCAAUGUACGACGCCGUCUUUGUCCUCGCGUGGCUCUUGCAUCGGUACGCGACCUUCUUCCAUCUCUCGCCACGCGCGCUCUGCGAACGGCUCGGGCUCUUGCGCUGGCGACCGCUGGCGACCUCGACCAAGUGGCUCGUCGUGUACCAUCUCGCUGGGUUUGCGCUUGUGGUCGCGUACCAAUGGCAUACGACCGCUUGGUUUCUCUCGCUGGACAACUACUACGACGCGGUGACGGGCCAGCUCCAGCUCGCGCGCAUUUGUGAGAUUCUACUCUUGUCGCCGAUCAAGGAAGAGAUUGUGUUUCGCGGCCUUGCCUUCCACCUGCUCCUCAACCGGAUCCCGAGCAAUGGCGUCGCGGCCGGGGUCGCCAGCGUCCUCUUUGGCUGCACGCACCUGAUCAACCUCAAACACAGCAGCUUCUCGACGCCAUAUGUGCUGCUGCAGACCUGCCUCGGCAUCGAGAUCGGCUUGUACUACGCAGUGCUCUUUGUGCAGACGCGGCAGAACCUCCGCGAUUCGAUCGUACUGCACAUUGUCAACAACGUCCUAUCGAGCUUCCUCUCGACCCACACGGACUUUAGCGCGCGCCCCAUCUUUGCCGUCUUGUUGCUGCAUGCGAUCGUUGUCUACUUGGGCUUGACGAUCACGUCGAUCCGCGCGAUGCAAGCGCCUCGAAAGGCUGCGUGA